Molecule: messenger RNA, 1861 nt
Organism: Gordionus sp. m RMFG-2023
Lineage: Eukaryota; Metazoa; Nematomorpha; Gordioida; Chordodea; Parachordodidae
Exons: 3
Coding region: 85-1773 (562 amino acids)
Biological process (GO): extrinsic apoptotic signaling pathway in absence of ligand; intrinsic apoptotic signaling pathway in response to DNA damage; regulation of apoptotic process
Cellular component (GO): mitochondrial outer membrane
Molecular function (GO): protein heterodimerization activity; protein homodimerization activity
Source: RefSeq, a predicted model, not a curated record
ACUAACUGUAUAUUUAACGCAAAGUUGAUGAAUAUUUGAAAGAUUAUUACACAAAAUUAAGUAAAAAUUACGCAAAGAAAAGCAAUGAAUGACAAAGUUGAAAAUAAUAAUGAAGAUGUUUCUGCGACAACUGCUAUCCAAAAAGGCGAAAAACUUGAACUGGUUGAUAAAAUUAUAAUAGGGGAAACGGUAUACGCCAAUUCAAAAUUAUUUCUCAAAAAAUUUAAAUAUUUUGAUUUCGCAAAAAUUAAAAAUUAUAAGGAUAAAUGGAAAUCAAAAGAUUUAGCCACUAAUUCUCAUAAUAAUGACACUUCAAAUUUUAAUAUUCCUUAUCAUUUUAAAUUUACAAAAUUAAAAUAUUUGCAUUCCUCUUCGAUCAGCAAUGCUUCCUUAGAUAAAUUAUUGCCCUUUACCAAAUUCCUAAAAUUAAAUCAAGGAAAGUGCGUCAAAUUAAGUUGUCCCAAAAAUUUCGUUAUUUUAGGUCUUUUUGAGAUUUGCAUCCAAUAUUGCAUUCGCUUCGUUGAAAGUUUGUUCUAUUCUAUCAAUCUAUCGACGCUUUCGUCUGUUUUACCGAGUCUCUCGCACAUCUAUAUCAAAGUUAUAAACUUGUAUAAACUACUUUUCUUGGAUAAAUACAAUUUAAGCAGUUUGGCAUCCCAAAUUCAUAUUAUGGAUAAAAGUCAGUUACAAGGUAAAGUCUUGACCUUGGUUGAUGAAGCGAGUAAAAAAUUAGCCGGAGAAGCUCAAAAAAAAAUUGAAAAUAGAAAACGUUUGUAUUACAGAUUGAAGAAACAAAUUUGCAUUUAUUUAAACCGCCCACUGACCCAGACUCAGGGGGAAAUUAUCGAGGACGCUAGAACUUAUUGUCAAGAUUACAUACACGACAGAUUAAAAAGGUCAGGAAUUGUUAUAUCACUUAAAAAUCUACCAAUCGGACCUGCUAACGAUAUAUCUAAUCAGAUACUAUUAAUGGGGCAUUACUUAGAAAGCAAUUAUCCCAGUUUAUUUUGUAAUAUCGAUUCCCAGCUAGAUGGAACUAAUAAUUUCCUCACCGCAGAUCGAGUAAUCUAUUUAUUAAAUCGUUUAGUUAAUAACAUCUUCAAGAAGGAAUCAUCCGCUAACUGUCACUUACAACACAAUGGGAUUCUUAACAGGAGAAUUACAUUGACAAGCAAUGAAUACAACACUCGACCAAAUCGCAGCCAAGCGCCUACCAUUGUUAAUACUCAAAUUUAUUUUUAUGAUAAAAAUGGUAAUACCAUAUCUAACGCACAAAAUCUAAACGCGUCAAUAUCAACUUCUUUGAUAAAUCGAAGACCCAUUGAUUAUACCACAAAUAAUCAAAGAUUAUUAAACGGGCAAAUUACUGGAAACGGAGUUAUAUCAAAUGAAAUAACUUGCUAUAAUGAAAAUAACACAAAUAUAAGGGAGAUAAACGAGAAUGUGAAUUGGGGUACCAUUACUGCAUUAUUUGCUUUAGCUGGGGCUUUUGCAGUUAGUAGUGUUUUACAAGGUCGGAUUGAAUUUUUACCAGUUAUAACAGAAAAGGUAGCAUCUAUAUUUAGGGAGGAUCUAGCUUUGUGGAUAUCCAUGCAGCCCGGUGGUUGGGUGUCUUUGGUGACUCAUUAUAAAACAAAACAACGCAGACCUUACUCUACAAAGCUAUUGUAUUUAAUUUCCCUUUUUACAAUUAUCUUAAUUUUAAUCAUUUUAUUGGGAAAAAUGAAUCAACACAAGUCUUAUGUGACAAACAAAACAUCAUUUGAAUUAUAAAGCAUAAUAUACUUUUUGUUGCAUUAAAUUACUAUUUUAUGUUAUAAAAAAAAUAAUCAAUUAUAUAUUUUUUCAUUAUUUCAUUUGU